Molecule: messenger RNA, 2370 nt
Organism: Symphalangus syndactylus (siamang)
Lineage: Eukaryota; Metazoa; Chordata; Mammalia; Primates; Hylobatidae
Gene: METTL21A
Product: methyltransferase 21A, HSPA lysine
Cellular component (GO): protein-containing complex; cytosol
Source: RefSeq, a predicted model, not a curated record
CGGAAAUGCGUGGCUCCGGGCCGUGGCCGCCCGCCCCCCUCCCUCGGGCUCUUUAAGGCCGGCGGUUUUCGCAGCCAGCCCGGGGCGGGGAAAGCGGAGCGCGCGCCCCACGCGGGACCGCCUCCCGAGCCGUAAGUACCGGCGUGGCGGCGCCUCAGCCCGGCCGAACCCUGGGUGCUCCGCCGGGCAGCUCACGGCGCCCCGCAUGGCCUGGGGAUCCUGAGAGGCCCUGUGACCCUCCUCGCCUGGUCUCCCUCUCACCCCUGGAGGGUUGCCGCAGCUCCGGGGCCCGCGGGCAGGAAGGGCGCACUGGUUGUCCCGGGAGAGGGGUCUGAGCAGAGGGCGGGGUGCAGGCGGGAUGGCCCUCGUGCCCUAUGAGGAGACAACGGAAUUUGGGUUGCAGAAAUUCCACAAGCCUCUUGCAACUUUUUCCUUUGCAAACCACACGAUCCAGAUCCGGCAGAACUGGAGACACCUGGGAGUCGCAGCGGUGGUUUGGGAUGCGGCCAUUGUUCUUUCCACGUAUCUGGAGAUGGGAGCUGUGGAGCUCAGGGGCCGCUCUGCCGUGGAGCUGGGUGCUGGCACGGGGCUGGUGGGCAUAGUGGCUGCCCUGCUGGCACUUAAGUCAUCGAUAAAGCCCUUGCUGGUACACUGCCUUUUAUUCUUUUCAGGUGCUCAUGUGACUAUCACGGAUCGAAAAGUAGCAUUAGAAUUUCUUAAAUCAAACGUUCAAGCCAACUUACCUCCUCAUAUCCAACCCAAAACUGUUGUUAAGGAGCUGACUUGGGGACAAAAUUUGGGGAGUUUUUCUCCUGGAGAAUUUGACCUGAUACUUGGAGCUGAUAUCAUAUAUUUAGAAGAAACAUUCACAGAUCUUCUUCAAACACUGGAACAUCUCUGUAGCAAUCACUCUGUGAUUCUUUUAGCAUGCCGAAUUCGCUAUGAACGGGAUAACAACUUCUUAGCAAUGCUGGAGAGGCAAUUUACUGUGAGAAAGGUUCACUAUGAUCCUGAAAAAGAUGUACAUAUUUAUGAAGCACAGAAGAGAAACCAGAAGGAGGACUUAUAAUUGCCUAUAAUUUAUAAGAAUGUUGUCAUUGAGUGUGUCACUUAAGGUCUUAGACUGCAAAUCUAACCAUAUUUAAUGAAAUGUCUUACUGUACAAAAAGUCUAAACCAAAGGUUCUCAGGGGAGAAAGCACAUGUGCAGUUUUAAAACAAAGCAGUGCUUUGUCCCAUUGCUGUGAUUUUUAGUCAGACUUCACUCAGUCUGAAAUCCAAUUAACAUUAAAGGAUUAAGUGUGAGAUUUUGAUUCAUGCUAUUUCUGUAUCCCAUACUCCUCCCUUUUAAUAAACAGUUUCCAGUGAUGAUAUGAAGGGCUGCUAUAAAGAUGUCUUUAAAUGAGUAAGCGUUCUUUGGUAAGAUUAAAUCUUACAAAUUAUUUUUAAAACCUUCUGAUAUAUACAAUGUUUAGCCGAGUUUUCUGAUUUUCUGGAUGUAAAACAAAAGGUUUAACCUAUACAUUCCUUGAGCUGUUAGUGCUAUUGAAAUCUUUUGCCCUGUUUAGGUCCUAAACACUUAGUUGGUUGAGUAGGGUAUGAGAUUUUUUGGGUCUCAUAUCAUGCUUUUUGCCUUAAUUUCAGAUAUAUAUAUAUAUAUAAAGGAAUUAAGUAAAAAUAAAAUUUCAGUUACUUUUUUAAAAGCACCUGAAAUCUGGCUGGGUGCGGUGGCUCAUGCCUGUAAUCCCACUACUUUGGGAGGCCGAGGCAGGCGGAUCACCUGAGGUCGGGAGUCCAAGACCAGCCUGGCCAACAUGGUGAAACCCCGUCUCUACUAAAAAUACAAAAAUUAGCUGGGCAUGGUGUCAGGUGCCUGUAAUCCCAGCUACUCGACAGGCUGAGGCAGGAGAAUCGCUUGAACCUGGGAGUCGGAGGUUGCAGUGAGCUGAGAUAGCACCAUUGUACUCCAGCCUAGGGGACAAGAACGAGACUCCGUCUCAAAAAAAAAAAAAAAAAAAAGCACCUGAAAUCUUGAAUAGGUUGUCUGUUUCAAGUCAAGAGCUGAGGUUUUCUCCUUCUGUUUUACCCUUGCUCAAAUGUCUUAAUGCAGUUAUUUCCUGAGUUUUCCCUGCUUCCUUAACAAUGCAUAGGAUGACAUUAAAAGUUUUAAAUUUCAUCCCUGCCUCAGAGGUUAGCUUCCCACAUAUAAGCUCCUUUUGUAUUGUACUUGUAAUUGCUCAAUGUUAGUAUUGCUCUGUAGAGUGUAAGCUCCUUGAGGGCCAAGAAUGCUUCUGCCUCUUCCAUUGUUGCUUCCCCAGUACCUUCUGUAUAUUUUAUAACCAAAUAAUGAAAAAGAUAUAUUCCAUUUAAA